GAAGCACGUCGUAUAAAUACGCCGGGUUGUCAAACAGUAAAGUUUCUCUGGAAGCUCUGAGGAAACUGUCAGCGGCGAACGGAUGGAAAUAUCGUUCUAUUCUGGAAUUGACGCGCUUUUGCUGAAAUAAACCAAGACUGACAUCGGCUGGGCUCCAAUGACUCAACUGAACUGUCGGUACUGGUGCAGGAGCCAAGCUAACGUUGGGACUCGGAAGACUCUGCACCGACAGACUGGCCUGCACCUGCUGCUCCUGCCUUCACGCUACCUGUAAACAUGGUGACGAUAAAAACACUCGACUCUGUUGAAUAAGCUGCAGGAAAGCUCUUUUUGUGCCGUUGCUGUCACUCUUAACUGUAGCCUCCGCUGUGAAGACUGUGCCAAACGUUGCGAUGCAUCUCGAGGUGAAGGUUGCGCUCAACUUCAUCGUGUCCUACCUGUACAACAAGCUGCCUCGGCGCCGUGCCGACCUAUUUGGGGAGGAGUUGGAGAGGAUACUGGUGUCUCGCUUUGAAGGACACUGGUACCCGGAGGCCCCUCUGCGCGGGUCCGCCUUCCGCUGCAUCCACUUGGGCGCCCCCAGGGACCCCGUGGUGGAACUGGCUGCCAAAAGAAGUGGCCUGGACACGGAAGAGGUGCGUGCAAAUGUUCCUGCGGAGCUCAGUGUGUGGAUCGACCCCUACGAGGUCUCCUACCAGAUCGGGGAGAAGGGGACCGUGAAAGUGCUGUACCUGGAGGACCCUCCGGGACUGGGCUGUGAACCGGACAGGCCUGAGCCACUGAUGCGGGAAGUGAAAGGAGAGUCAGAGAGCGAGGAGUCCAAGACUCUGGGCUUCAACCCAGACGCUCAGGUGUUCGUCCCCAUUGGAAGCCAGUCGUCGCCGGCCCUGAUGCCGUCCCUCUCCAGCUCCCCCACGCCGUGUCCCGGCCUCUUCAGCUACCCCAGCUCCAGCCCUCCCACAGAUGCCGCCGCCCACUCCUCCAACACUUCCACGCCCUCGCCCCCCGGGGGGCUGCCCUACCUCUCCACGCAGCAGCCGCCCGCCGCUCUCCCUGCCGCCCGUCCUCAGCCCAUCACCUUCACCACCGCCAGCUUCGCCGCCACUAAAUUUGGCUCGACCAAGAUGAAGAAGUGCAGCACGGCCGGCAGCUCUGCCACGGCUGUCGGGGCACCAUCUACUCAGAGGAUGCUCACUCACUCCCCCACCGCCAUCUUGGCCCCGGAGCUACUCAAGCACAAGCCGCUGUCGCUCUCCCUGCACUCCCUCGGGGGGCCCAUCCCCAGCCAGCUCUCGCCCAACGCCAAAGAGUUUGUCUACCCGGGCUCCCCCAGCUCCCUUUACUUUGACGCCGACCCCCAGCCCAUGCAGCCUCUCGCCAGCCCUUUCCAGGCACCUCACUCUGUCACCAACCACCCGAGCUUUGACCCCUUCGCCAGCCCUCCUCCUGCCCAGGGCGUGGGCAUCAUGGGCAGCAACGGAGGGAUCUCCUACAUGGAGAAGCCUCCGUUCGUGGAGGGCCUCGGGAGCUACAACCUGCAAUACCCCAGCCAGUCUUUCCAGCCUGUGGUGCUGGCCAACUAAGCCUUUGUUUGUACCAACGCUUCAGAUGUUUUCACUUUCCUAACCAGUCUCACUAAUACAAGAUAAGACUUAGUUAUAGGGCAGAGGUGGAGGGAACACCCGUGUCUUUGGUUCUGUCUGCAAUCUUCUGUGUGGAAUGUGAUGGUCUUCGUUGGGGCGGCUGACCCAGUCUCCAUUUCGCACUGCACUGUCAUGCUGUGGAAAUGGAGGAGACCCAGUCCUGCAGAGGAGGUGGGCUGUGGAGAGCUCAGCACUUUGCUCUGCCCUACUUGCCACUCAUGUAUAGAUGAGGCUGCCAUGGCCCCGUGUGCAGCGAUGUGUGUGCAGUUCUGUCGGGGCGGAGCAUGCCGCCUCCUUCUGGAUCUGACUCUUGAUGUCACCAGAUGUGGACCUGGGUCUGAAUGUACUGUGGGAGUGGGAAGCCUCUGUUGCGCUAACUCGUACACACAUUCCCAAUCAGCAGUGUGUGAAGGUGAGCGGGGGGACAGGGGCUGGCUGAGCAUGAGGAGUGAGAGAGAGGAGAGACAGUGGAAGCUGCAGGAAGGCUGUGUUGCCUCGGUGAUGACUGAUGAUUGGCUCAGAGAAACCUGACUUUGAAAGCCCGCACACGUUCCUGCCCAUCUUAGAUGGUAUUGAAGCUAAAGUCCACUUGCUUCUUUAAAUUCCUCUGGAAGAGGGUGGGAGAGAGGGCCACUGCGGUCAGAGAUGGAUGCUCUUCAUCACCAUCUGUGCUCCCUCGCUGCUCCUCAGCCAUGACACGUCCGUUUGAGCUGUCAGCACUUUAUUACCACACUCUGGUCUGUGUGUCGCCCCGCCCCCACCCCAACAGACUACGUCGCUACCCUCUUUGUUUUGAAUGUUUUCCAAGUGUUUUUGUACAAGCCCCCCUCCACUUGAAUUGUGACCGCUCGUCAUACGCAUGCUACCGUCUUCUCAAGGGGAAUGGGCGGGGCUAAAGUGGGAGUAGGUAGGCGGGCGGGCGGGCUACACUGGAUCAGGAUCAGGAGGGAAAUCUUUCCAGAUUUUCAUUUUCACUGACAUUUGUAUACCAGAAGUCCAGGAACAUGUAAAUAGAUCUCGAGUUCUUCUGUUGAGAUUAUUUGUUUAGUUUCUUACACGCUGAAUUAUUUUUUCAAAAACGUGAAUAUAUGCAAACAAAGAUGUUUAGAGUGGAGUUCUGAAUGUGUAUCCUACCUUGUACAGUCCGACCAGACGGUGGUUGGACCUGGAGUCGAUGAAUGUUUACAGUGGGUUUGUGUGGGAAAAGAUGGCUGGCGUUUCUGGUCUUUGCUGGCGGGGCCACCUCAUUGGCUGCUCAUCCAACAUGGCUCCUUUGGGCCUAAUUGUUUACCCCGCUCUGAAUAGUUCCUGUCCUCUGCAGCAGAUUAGCUGCAGCAGAAUUCAGCCGCAGUUCGACUGAAGCCGUUGAUGAAACAGCCAUAGCCCCGCCGUCUCACGCCCUUCCCUCCUCCCACCACCAGCAGGUGGCGGGCUCUCUACCUCCCUCCAGUAUUCCCGGUUCCUCCCUCUUCAGUCGGUGUUAAAGCAGGUUGGAAUGAUGAAGGAAAACGAAUGUGCUGUGAAUGUGCGGAUCGUUGUGACGAUUCCUCUCCGUGUUCAUCCAGUUACCAAGCGAGGGGCAUCGCUAGUUCUGCAGGAUGUCGGUGAACUUUCUUGUCGUGUGUUGAUCAGGAUUUCCACGUCAUUCACAAUCAGGACUGAGAACUAAGGAAACCUUUUCUAUUCCGAUGUCCCUUUGCUUAUACCGUGCGUUUUAUUUUGCACUUGGGGAAAUUACAAUGUCAUAAAAGAAGUUUAUUUUCUAUGUAAUAACCUCUAAAUGUAAUCUAAAGAGUUUAAAUGAUCUAUUAAUAUAGUUCUUUAUUUACUGUAUGUUUCUGUUCUGUUAUUUUGUAUGGCUCUGAACACCCUGUAGAUGUGUAACCCAUCUUUCACUACUGAAAUGCAAUGACCUGUUUUCUGUGCUGCCCCCUGGUGAAGGGGAGUUACUACUGCAGUUUCUUAUUGUAUCAGAUUCUUUUUUAAGUUUGUAAUAAAAUGAGAUUGGCAACAA
Synchiropus splendidus (mandarinfish) is the source of this 3657-nucleotide messenger RNA. RefSeq names its product protein Tob2. Gene Ontology annotation, biological process: regulation of gene expression. Gene Ontology annotation, molecular function: transcription corepressor activity. The record is from RefSeq and is a predicted model, not a curated record. The transcript is spliced from 2 exons. Bases 393 to 1583 code for a protein of 396 amino acids. NCBI's taxonomy places the organism in Eukaryota, Metazoa, Chordata, Actinopteri, Syngnathiformes, Callionymidae. Gene Ontology annotation, cellular component: nucleus; cytoplasm.